Molecule: messenger RNA, 2293 nt
Organism: Lineus longissimus
Lineage: Eukaryota; Metazoa; Nemertea; Pilidiophora; Heteronemertea; Lineidae
Product: SWI/SNF-related matrix-associated actin-dependent regulator of chromatin subfamily D member 1-like
Exons: 15
Coding region: 39-1649 (536 amino acids)
Biological process (GO): regulation of transcription by RNA polymerase II
Cellular component (GO): nucleus; SWI/SNF complex
Molecular function (GO): transcription coregulator activity
Source: RefSeq, a predicted model, not a curated record
CGUCUAGACCUGGUUAUCCACCCGGUGUGCCGCAAAAUAUGCCGCAACAGCAACGAUUUCCUCAACAAGGUGGACCAAUGGGACCACCAUUUCAACAACCAGGGGGUUAUCCUAGUGGACCACGGCCAUCAUAUGGCCAGCCCGGCCCUGGUCAGCAGAUGGGAGGUGGACCCCCAAGGAUGGGAAUGCCUGGGCCGAUGCAUGGUCAGCCUCCGAUGCAGCAUAGCCCGUAUGGUGGCCCGAAAGGACCGAUGCCGGGCGGCAUGAUGCCCGCAAGGAUGCCAAAAUCUGCCUCCACAAGCAGUCCCUCAGGGAAAGCAAAGAAGGAGCGAAAACAGGAUCCCGAUAAGGAUAAAGACCCGUCUAUGCACAGAAUGGGGAGUGCAAUGGAGCGAAAACGUCAGGCCCAGGAGAUGCGUGCUCACCAGCAACAGUUGAGUAAAGCACCGAAAAAGAAGAAAAAGGUUGCAGACAAGAUUCUUCCGCAACGUGUGCGAGACUUGGUCCCCGAGUCUCAAGCAUACAUGGAUUUGUUAUCGUUCGAGCGCAAACUUGACUCGACGAUUAUGAGGAAGAGAUUGGACAUACAGGAGGCGCUGAAACGACCAAUGAAAGUGAAGAGAAAGUUACGGAUCUUUAUUUCGAAUACAUAUUUCCCGGCGAAGCACGACACGGAGGCCAAAUCGGAAGGGGAUGAAAAUGUACCGUCGUGGGAGCUGAGGGUCGAAGGGAGAUUACUGGAUGAUCAAUACAGCAAUGCCAGCAAGUCAACGGACCAGAGCAAAGUCAAACGCAAAUUCUCGUCAUUCUUCAAGAGUUUGGUGAUCGAGCUCGAUAAGGAUCUGUACGGACCAGAUAACCACCUGGUUGAGUGGCAUCGGACACCCUCCACGCAGGAGACUGAUGGGUUUCAGGUGAAGCGUCCGGGAGAUCAGAAUGUCAAAUGUACAGUCUUACUGAUGUUAGAUUACCAGCCGAUGCAGUUCAAACUCGAUCCCCGUCUGGCCCGGCUGCUUGGAGUUCACACACAGACGAGACCAGUCAUCAUUAACUCUCUGUGGCAGUACAUCAAAACACAUAAACUUCAAGAUCCACAUGAGAGAGAGUACAUCAACUGUGACCAGUUUCUUUUGCAGAUCUUCGAGUGUAGCCGGAUGAAAUUUGCCGAGAUUCCCCAGCGACUUCACCCCCUGCUGAUGCCACCAGACCCAAUCGUUAUCAAUCACAUCAUCACUGUUGAGGGUCCUGAUUCCAAGAAGACAUCUUGCUAUGACAUUGAUGUUGAAGUGGACGACACAUUGAAGCAGCAGAUGAAUUCCUUCUUGUUGUCAACACAGAGUCAACAAGAAAUUGCUAAUCUCGAUAAUAAGAUUCAUGAGACCGUUGGCACAAUCAACCAACUGAAGACAAAUCGUGACUUCCUCCUUGGGUUCGCCAAAGAUCCACAACAGUUUAUAAACAACUGGCUCCUCUCUCAGAACCGAGACUUGAAGACGAUGACCGAUGUUGUUGGUAAUCCGGAGGAGGAGAGGAAAGCUGACUACUUCCAUCAGCCGUGGGCCGGCGAGGCCGUGUGUCGCUAUUUCUACGGGAAAGUCCAGCAGCGCCGGGUCGAGUUGGAACAGGCGCUUGGAAUCCGCAAUACAUAAACAGACGAGAGUAAAUAAAAGAUUGGAAUAAAUAUGCUGCCACUUUGACUAAAUACAGCUGAGGCCUUUCAGUUGCAUGGUGUUCACUUCACUAAGGUUAAAGGGGGCGCUGUUUCAGUGUUUGUGAUGACUGGUGGUCCGAGGAAAUAAAAAUGCUGUUAUUCACACUGCCGGAGUGAAGUUUUUGUGCGAAUUUGCUGAAAUUGACAACGUCAUUGAUAUAGUAAUUGUAUAUCUGUCGUCACAAUGGCAAUGCUAAAAGUUAUUGCUACAUGAUACGCAGAAGCAAAUUUUCAAUUCAAAUACAAAUUCAAUUUUUUUCAUGAACUGUAUUUGCCUUUAACAGUUAAAGGGGUGCCACAUGUCCUUAAUUCAGACCAAAAAAUAUUGUUUUUAGCGAUAACUGCCCCCCUCCCUGCCCCCGAAGCAUUUUCUGCAUCUCAAAAGGCGUUAUUCUGCUAUUAUAAGGUAAACUCCUAAGUAUAGCUCCUACAGUGUAGAACACUGAUGGAUGCAUUCGAAGGUCACACAGGGCCUAUAAUUGUACCAUACCUGAUAUGUAAUUUGGGCAUCUUGAGGUCACGAUGUAUGUAUGUUGUUUUUGUAUUCAUUCUUGUAAAAAAAUAUUGAAUAAACUUUCAUAA